CUGUUGUGCGAAAUGGCGUCGAAGGUGGGACCGGACUUGCGUGCGUCGGUGCUCCUGCUAUGUGAAAGCGAUGAUUCAGAGAGCUCAGACAGUUCAAGUUCGAGCUCAAGCAGCAGUUCAAGUUCGAGCUCGGGCAGCAGCUCCGGCGAAUCGCGUUCGCGGCUACUUUGCGAACGAAAGUUCACGGAGCUCUUUGGACCUCGUAACAAGAGACCCAAGAUCGAGGAUUACAUCGAGCGAACGGUUCACGUCUACUGGGACGAGGAGUUCCGUCGGAACUUUCGCAUCUCGAGGCGAACAGCCUACAAGCUGAUCGACGAGUUUGCGGCGUCUCCUAUGUACCCCGCUGCCGAUCACGGAGGAUCGCCAGCGAAGAGCGCAGAGGAGCACCUGCUGUCAUUUCUCUGGUACGCGGCUAACAAAGCAUGCAUCAGAGACGUUGCCGGACGUUUCAACCUGGGUGAGAGCACGCUUCACGGCAUGAUGGAUCGAGUUCUGGAUUUCAUCCUGAGCAUCGGACCGCGCCUCAUCAAGUUCCCCGAGGAUCUGGAGCGCCUGUCAAGAGACUUUGAAGAGGUAUCCGGUGUCCCUGGCACAAUUGGGUGCAUCGAUGGGUCAUACAUCGCCAUUGAGUGCCCAGCCAAAAAGAUCCGGUCGACUUACGUCAACCGGCAUGGUUACCCGUCGUUGACACUGCAGGCAAUCUGUGACCGCCACAAGCGGUUCCUGGAUGUAACUACUGGACACCCAAGCAAGGUCCAUGAUGCCAGGGUGUAUCGAACAUCAAGCAUUGCAGACAAGCUACCAGAGAUCUGCCGCAGGAGCCAAUACCACAUCCUCGGCGAUGCGGCGUAUCCUUUGAGAGAGUAUAUGCUAACUCCCUUCCGGGAUUACGGUCGUCUGACCGCAAAGCAGAGGAAUUUCAAUCUGAAAUUCUCGGGCACUCGUGUGCUGAUAGAGAACUCUUUCGCUGACCUAAAAAAGCGUUUUAGGCAGCUAAAGCUCCUCGAAUUCAUCACUGUGGACCACUCAGCAAAGUUCAUUAUUGCUUGUUGCGUCCUCCACAACCUCUGCAUUGAGGCCGGAGAGCAUAGCGUUGUGGAGGACCCCGAAGACGGGGAGGCUAGACGCCCAGACACUGACUCCCUGGAGGAGUUUGGGCCCAUGACGGCCACAGAUUCCAUCCUCCGCAGACUUGGAGAGGAGAAGAGGGACAGGGUCAUUGCACAAAUGGGGCUGAGAUGAGUCGCCAUCCGGACACGGAAACUCGCAAGCUUAUUUUCACAACCUCAUUGGAGGCCUGUAGAAUGUAGGUCUUGGGGACAAGGGGCGUCUGCCCGAGUUCUUGCUUUUUCCCUCCCCAUCAAUGUAACAUAACAUUCCUUUCAAUUCUUUUUUUUUUUUUUUGUGAUAGUUUUUUUUUGCGCUGGCAAGGCCCCAUUUCUUAGACAGGCAGUGGCCUUGGUAACAGGUAGUGGAGUUUGUAGCAUGACCCCUUCCCCCCCCCCCCCCCCCCCCCCAACGUUAGCAACACUACAGUACGAGAGCGAGCUUGCGCCGACCAGCGAGCCAUGGGAUUUGGGCUUUUGAUAAAGACUGUCGGUAGACAGGUUAAGGAUUGCAUAUUCAGAUUCAACCAUAGAGUACCGGUUCACUGUACCAUGACAAUGCGAAGAGUGAUCCACAAUAUACAUUCACAAUGUGACUGUGGUGUGUAUAUAUUUAACAUUACUUCACCAUGUCACCAUUCCCGUGCGGACCUGGGAUGAGUCUUCUACUUGUUCUUGUUUCUUCUGAUGACCACUUAGGUUUUGCGUGAAAUAUUUUAUUUUUUAUUUGUCCAAAUUUUGUCUCGUCUUGCCGUUCAAACUAUUAUUUUCAUAGCAACAAAGGGCUGUGACAAGCGUUGAUGUUGCUUGUGCUUCCGAUUUUAUCGCAGUUCUCCCCUGCAGAUCUGAAAUGAGUCUUCUGCUGUGCUUUAGACCAUGUUCUUGUUUCGUUCUCAUGACAAUUUUGUUUUGUGUGAAAUAUAUUCAUCCUUGACUGUCCAUAUUUUUAUGUCUCUUCUUGCCGUUUAAACUGUAACUUUUUAAAAAGCAACUGAGAGCUGAUAAGUGUUACUGUUGUUUCUGCGUCUAAUUUUAUCGCAAUUUUAUUUUAACCGUAUUGCUAUUUUUAGGUUGCUCUGCGUUUUAGUCAUGGAACAUGUUUGCUGCCGUAUUUUUUUAGCUUGGCCAAUGAACUCUGCGUGCUGCUCUGAACUUUACAGGGGAUGGGGGCCCAUCAGGCAGAAAUGCCUUUUGUCCUGCCUCCCCCUACCCGGCAUUGCUGGUGAAAAUCCAAAUAAAAAUGAAAUGAAAUUUCAAUAGA
This is a messenger RNA of Ixodes scapularis (black-legged tick), 2370 nucleotides long. Its product is annotated as putative nuclease HARBI1. NCBI's taxonomy places the organism in Eukaryota, Metazoa, Arthropoda, Arachnida, Ixodida, Ixodidae. The record is from RefSeq and is a predicted model, not a curated record. The transcript has 4 exons. Bases 13 to 1245 code for a protein of 410 amino acids.